AAUACGUCACUUCCGGAAAUCAUAUGCCAAAACCCGAUGACGUUUUGCGCACCUGCUGUAGAACAGUCGUGUGUUCUUGCAGAGGAUAAGCGUCAUGUCGCUUCUGAGUCAACGGUGUUUUCGACAUUGUUGUCGCACAUUUUUUCAUCUGGGACGUGCAAGGCCGCCAAAGACAUGGGUUGUACCAGUUGCAUUCAUACACGAGGACUCAUUGAGUUCAAGGUUAAGUGAGGACAAACCAGUUUUUCCAGGGUCCAGGUCAAGUUGGACAGAAAAGUUGGAAUUUUUGGAGCCUAAUCGUUAUGAGGGAAUCCCUGUUUACAGAGUAAUGAACACAAAAGGGGAGGUAAUUGAUCCCUCCCAAGACCCAAAGCUUGACAAAGACAUGGUACUGAAGAUGUAUGAGAGGAUGACACUGCUGAAUACAAUGGACAAGAUUUUGUACGAAUGUCAGAGACAAGGACGCAUAUCAUUUUACAUGACCAAUUAUGGCGAGGAGGGAACUCAUAUCGGGUCAGCAGCAGCCCUCGACCCCAAGGAUUUGAUCUUUGGGCAGUACAGGGAAGCAGGGGUGUUGAUGUGGCGAGGAUUUAGCCUGGAAAGUUUUAUGAACCAGUGCUACUCUAACGCUGAUGAUAUAGGGAAGGGACGACAGAUGCCUGUUCACUAUGGCAGUAAAGAGCUGAACUUUGUCACUAUUUCCUCGACUUUAGCCACUCAGAUGCCUCAGGCCAGUGGAGCAGCAUAUGCCAUAAAGCGGUCACACACAGACAAGUGUGUGAUGUGCUAUUUUGGAGAAGGUGCAGCAUCUGAGGGGGAUGCCCAUGCCGCAUUAAAUUUUGCAGCUGUCUUAGACUGUCCUGUCUUAUUUUUCUGCAGAAACAAUGGUUAUGCCAUUUCGACUCCUACCCAGGACCAGUAUAAAGGAGAUGGUAUAGCCUCUCGUGGAUCAGGGUACGGCAUGACAACAGCGCGUGUGGAUGGUAAUGAUGUAUUUGCUGUGUACAACGUGGUGAAGGCUGCCCGGGAGAUCGCAGUCAGGGAGAGCAGGCCUGUGUUGAUAGAAGCCAUGACAUACAGGAUUGGCCAUCACAGCACAUCUGAUGACAGCUCAGCUUAUCGCUCUCUGGAUGAGGUGAGCUACUGGGACAAGCAGGACCAUCCCAUCUCCAGGCUGAGGAGCUACAUGUUCAAGCAGGGCUGGUGGAGUGAAGACCAGGAGAAGGCCUGGAUGAAGGAGUCCAGGAAACAGGUUAUGGAGGCGUUUUCAAAAGCAGAGAAGAGGAAGAAGCCUAACCCUGAUUUGUUGUUCACUGAUGUUUACGACACAAUACCUGCGCAAUUAAAGAAGCAACACCAAGAAAUGAGAGAGCAUGUGAACUUGUACAAAGAGCAUUAUCCUCUGAACAAUCAUGAGAGUAUGUCUUAAUGGGAGCUGAUCUACAGUGUCCAGUGUACAGUAGACGUGUAUUUAUGAGCCCGUGAGAUUGUGUAUGUUGACAUACUUCAGCUGGCAAGUCUUUGUAGACAAAAUGCUGUGUACAUACCUACAACUAAAAUGUGCAUACAUGUUUUAUGUUUGAGAAAGUGAUCUUAUAGUCUCAUUGAAUGAGAUAACAUGUAUGUAUAAGUGACAGACAUGUUCAAAUACAUGUGCUAGUCUUAAUUCCACAGAUAACCAUAUGGAGUAACACAUGGAAAUGCCACUCACAUGGGGCUUCUGGAAUCUUUCUUGCUUUCUUGGGUCCAGAUCUCAAUGUAUUCCAUCAGUAUUUUAUUUGUUUACUUGAUUGGUGUUUUAUGCCGUACUCAAGAAUAUUUCACUUAUACGACGGCGGCCAGCAUUAUGGUGGGUGGAAACCGGGCACAGCCUGAGAAAAACCCACGACCUUCCGCAGGUUGCUGAAAGACCUUCCCACGUAUGGCCGGAGAGGAAGCCAGCAUGAGCUGGACUUCAACUCACAGCGACCACAUUG
This is a messenger RNA of Liolophura sinensis, 1976 nucleotides long. RefSeq names its product 2-oxoisovalerate dehydrogenase subunit alpha, mitochondrial-like. Gene Ontology annotation, molecular function: oxidoreductase activity, acting on the aldehyde or oxo group of donors, disulfide as acceptor. NCBI's taxonomy places the organism in Eukaryota, Metazoa, Mollusca, Polyplacophora, Chitonida, Chitonidae. The transcript is spliced from 9 exons. The coding region runs from base 95 to 1429 and encodes 444 amino acids. The record is from RefSeq and is a predicted model, not a curated record. Gene Ontology annotation, biological process: branched-chain amino acid catabolic process. Gene Ontology annotation, cellular component: oxoglutarate dehydrogenase complex.